UUGUCUAUUAUCAUCAAAUGUUUCGAAACAAAAACGAAAAUGAGUUUUGAACGUGAUCUGCGAUGUGUCUUUGUGCUGCAGGUGCUUGCAGGAUAAAGGAUCAUUUUCGUAUAUAAGCAGCUGAAUGAAAAUGAAAAUUAUUCUCGAGACGUAUCACUCGUACCCUACAGAAACAUGUCGGCCAAGACUUUUUUCGUCGUUUGCGCUGCGCUUCUUGUCCAGAGCGUGGUGUUGGCGUGCCCGGGAGCACCUCUGCCCCUGUGCGGGGGGCGGGGCUACUCAGCACUGAGCGGCGGCAUCGUCUCCUCAGGAGUCGCGUCCGCCAGCGGCGGCGGUCUCCCCGUCUCCAUCAGCUCCCCCACCACUCCCAGUGGCAUCUCCCUCCUGUCGCAGAACUCGAUCAGCGGCAAUUUAUAUGCCUCCGGUGAGAUGCCGUUCCUCGCGGCCGUGGCUUUGAAGGGACAAGUGCCGUCCUCUGGCUCAGCGGGCACCUCGUACAGCUGCGGUGACAGCAACAUCGGCAUCUCGGGCCAGACUCUCUCUGCUGCUGGCAUCAGUGCCUCCAAUGCAGGUUACGGCAGCGCUUUCGGUGCUCGCAGAUUGGGAGGCUGUUCAUGCGGCCGUGGAAUCUACUAAGAUCUUGAGGUUUAUCCGUUGCGUAAUCCUACAUAGAUUCUGAUGUUUUCAAUAAUUUAAUUACAAAUGCAAUAAUUAUGAAUUUCUGUAUUACUUAUCUCA
Messenger RNA from Pectinophora gossypiella (pink bollworm), 738 nucleotides. Its product is annotated as chorion class B protein M2410-like. The coding region runs from base 175 to 636 and encodes 153 amino acids. Gene Ontology annotation, cellular component: egg chorion. The transcript is spliced from 2 exons. Gene Ontology annotation, biological process: chorion-containing eggshell formation; multicellular organism development. NCBI's taxonomy places the organism in Eukaryota, Metazoa, Arthropoda, Insecta, Lepidoptera, Gelechiidae. The record is from RefSeq and is a predicted model, not a curated record. Gene Ontology annotation, molecular function: structural constituent of egg chorion.